Molecule: messenger RNA, 1163 nt
Organism: Hevea brasiliensis (rubber tree)
Lineage: Eukaryota; Viridiplantae; Streptophyta; Magnoliopsida; Malpighiales; Euphorbiaceae
Exons: 2
Coding region: 573-1010 (145 amino acids)
Source: RefSeq, a predicted model, not a curated record
UUCCAUGCUGCCAAACGGAAACUUUUUAGCUUAGCAAGAGGAAGAAAGAAUUAUGCAGUUUUGGAGUUGCAUAGAGAAGACAACAUGUUUUUAAGGGUUUGGCAUUCUUCGGCCAGAGGUCUUACCAGUUCGGUGGCCUUCUCUUCAAUGGUGGGUUUGCGUCUGGUUGGUUCCUUCUCUUCCUCCUAUGAGAACAACAUUGUGAUUUGUGAUGUUGAGGAGACGCUGGUGCUCAAAACGGUGCGUUUUGUACUCUCUCUCAUUUUCCUGCUAAUUUCCCGUGGCAAUAUGCAGCCCAAUAAUUUUGACCGUAUUUCCAACUUUCUAGAAGUCCUUGACCACGUUGACUGCACAGAUAAUUAUAAUAAAUUUAAAAUUUAUUAUUAUUUUUUUUUUAUUUUUUAUUUUUCACAUCAAAAUAAAGAAAUACCGAUUGGAUUAGAAGUUCAUAAGAAAUUUCCAUAUAUAAAUAUAGGUUCGUUCUCCGUAGAUUUUAACCAGCCAACCCAACUACCUCUACUUCCUUCUUCUCUCUUGUUCAUCUUUGACUCUUCUACUUCACUUCAACACCCAUGUCUUCCAUACUGGGCUUAACCUCUCAAGGUGUUGUCUUUGCCACUGCCAUGGUAGUUUCCAGCACUGUUCUUUUUCUUGCUUUCUCUAAGCAAAAAAACUUCCCUGAACUCUUUAAGAAUCAUGAUUCUCAGUCGCCAAUUCAAAAUCUACGUUCUUGCUUGCGUUCUUCAGAAGAGGGAAAGAAAAGGGACAAGAAGAAGAAGAAGAAGAAAAGCGUGAAAUUUGCAGAGAAUGUGAAGGAUACAAAAGGGAACGGAGAUGAGUACAGAAGGGAGAAAGAGAAGUCUUUGUUUGCUAAUCAAGAGAAAGAGAAAUCAAUUACAAGAAUCUGCAGAAAUGAAAUCCCAGGAACUCAUGGAAUGCCAGCGAAUAGGAUUGCUCUCUACAAUGGAAUUCUAAGGGACCGUGUGCACAGGAUUGAAUGUUCAUAUUAAUCUCUGUACAAUUCUGUGUCCAAACUCCCAAUUCUGAUUUUUUUUUUUUAAAUGGCAAAUUUAUUGGGUGUAAAUAAUAGAGCUUUAUCCAAAUUAUGAUAUAUGUAUUUUUUUCAAAUGGGAAAUUCUGGAUAAAGUGAUCAGUGUUUGUUG